AUGGAUAUGGAUCAUUCUACCAUGCACAUGGGCAUGACUGGCACCCCGACCGCCAUGUCCAUGCCAACCUCAACUGCCGACAGCCACAGCCACGGCCACGACAUGGAGGGCAUGGGCAACGGAUGCAAGAUUUCCAUGCUCUUCAACCUCAACACCGUCGGCUCAUGCUUCCUCUCGUCCGAAUGGCAAAUCACAUCCACCGGCAUGUUCGCCGGCUCCUGCAUCGGCGUCUUCCUCCUCGGCAUGGUCCUCGAGUUCCUCCGCCGCUCCAUCAAGGAAUACGACAGAUUUCUCGUCCGCCAGCACGUAUCCAAGUUCCAGUCCUCGGCUAGCCCUGCCGCCGCAGCAGCCACCGGUUCCGUCGGCAGCAAGGAGGGCGCGGCCAUCACCUCGUGCGCCGUGGUCCCUCCGUUUCGACCAAACGUGUUGCAGCAGGGCAUCCGGGCGUUUUUGCACCUGCUAGCCUUUGUCGUUGCCUACAUUCUGAUGCUGUUGGCCAUGUACUACAACGGCUACAUCAUCCUGUGCAUCUUCCUCGGCUCAUUCUUCGGCGCCUUUAUCUUCCAGUGGGAAACUCUUCCCCUCGGGUACGUCCUUUCCUCCUCUACACAAUCUGCAUGCGCUCCGUCACUUCCCAUGACUUACACCAAACUCGGCAGCGGUCAACAAACGAGCGCCGCCCAGGAAGCCACCGUCUGCUGCGGGUAA
Metarhizium robertsii ARSEF 23 is the source of this 708-nucleotide messenger RNA. RefSeq names its product Ctr copper transporter. Lineage: Eukaryota; Fungi; Ascomycota; Sordariomycetes; Hypocreales; Clavicipitaceae. Gene Ontology annotation, molecular function: copper ion transmembrane transporter activity. Gene Ontology annotation, cellular component: membrane. The record is from RefSeq and is a predicted model, not a curated record. The transcript has 3 exons. The coding region runs from base 1 to 708 and encodes 235 amino acids. Gene Ontology annotation, biological process: copper ion transmembrane transport.